Molecule: messenger RNA, 2850 nt
Organism: Rhagoletis zephyria (snowberry fruit fly)
Lineage: Eukaryota; Metazoa; Arthropoda; Insecta; Diptera; Tephritidae
Gene: Mvl
Product: solute carrier family member malvolio
Biological process (GO): manganese ion transport; iron ion transmembrane transport
Cellular component (GO): plasma membrane; endosome membrane
Molecular function (GO): cadmium ion transmembrane transporter activity; manganese ion transmembrane transporter activity; iron ion transmembrane transporter activity
Source: RefSeq, a predicted model, not a curated record
GUUUGUAAUUUUUCGGUUAUAUUUUAUCUGUGAACAUUAUAUUGAGUGACGAACAAUCAUGGAUUCAAAUGGCACAUUUUCCAGAAAUGAUGAUCAGAACGGUGAGCCUAUGGCUAGUUCAUCUACUACACCGCCGCAAAAUAGCACAACGCGACGCGCGCAACCUUUCGUUAUACCAAAUGAGGGCACUUAUCUAAAACCUGCAGCGAAACAGGCCUACUUCAGUGAUGAAAAGGUGCUCAUUCCACAAGUAGAUGAGGCUGGCUUCAGUUUUCGCAAAUUAUGGGCAUUCACUGGUCCUGGGUUUCUCAUGUCUAUAGCCUAUCUCGAUCCGGGUAACAUAGAAUCGGAUUUACAAAGUGGCGCCGCAGCAAAAUAUAAAAUCUUAUGGGUGCUUUUAUGGGCUACAGUGUUGGGUUUGCUGAUGCAGCGCUUAGCGGCGAGAUUGGGUGUUGUGACGGGUCUGCAUUUGGCGGAGAUGUGCUAUCGGCAGUAUAGGAAAUUUCCCCGUAUUAUACUAUGGAUAAUGAUUGAAAUAGCCAUUAUCGGUUCGGAUAUGCAGGAAGUGAUUGGCACAGCCAUAGCCAUAUAUCUGCUGUCGAAUAAAAUCGUACCGCUAUGGGGUGGAGUGUUAAUAACAAUUGUUGAUACGUUUACGUUUUUAUUUUUGGAUAAAUAUGGUUUAAGAAAACUGGAAUUUCUCUUCGGUUUUCUGAUCACUGUGAUGGCGGUUACUUUUGGUUAUGAGUACAUCGUCUCAGCGCCCAGUCAAUCUGAGGUUAUGAUAGGUAUGUUUGUGCCAUGGUGUAAGGAUUGCAAUGCCAAUGUCCUACUGCAGGCGGUAGGCAUUGUCGGUGCUGUGAUAAUGCCCCACAAUCUAUACCUGCAUUCGGCCUUAGUCAAAUCACGUGAUAUCGAUCGCCGUCAACCGAAAAGAGUGAGCGAGGCGAAUUUCUACUUCUUCAUUGAGGCGUCAGUCGCGCUGUUUGUAUCCUUUAUUAUAAAUCUUUUUGUUGUGGCGGUCUUUGCCCAUGGCAUGUAUGGUAAAACCAAUCAGGACGUGCUUGAUGUCUGCGUUAAUCAAAGCAUGUACGAGGAUGCGAAAGCUUCGUUUGCGGAUAAUAAUAAUAACACAGAUCUCAUUGAUGCUGAUAUCUACAAAGGUGGCCUAUUCUUGGGUUGCACUUUCGGCGCAGUGGCAAUGUAUAUUUGGGGUGUUGGCAUUUUGGCGGCAGGUCAGAGUUCCACCAUGACUGGCACAUAUGCGGGACAGUUUUCAAUGGAAGGGUUCUUGAAUCUGCAAUGGCCACGUUGGCGACGUGUACUUUUUACGAGGCUAAUUGCAAUUAUACCCACUUUCUGUUUGGCAUUCUUCACUCGCAUGGAGGACUUGACACAUCUCAAUGAUAUACUGAACGCUGUGAUGUCGUUGCAAUUGCCUUUUGCUGCUAUACCAACGAUAGCAUUCACCUCAUGUGCGGCCAUAAUGGGUGAAUUUGUGAAUGGAAUCACCAACAAGGUCAUCUCUAUACUUUUAACAAUAGUCGUGAUAACGGUAAACAUCUACUUUGUUGUUGUACAAGUACAAACGGCGUCCUUGGAAGGUGGCUUUGUAGCAUUAGUUUGUAUAGUUGCCAUUUUAUAUUUGCUUUUUAACCUUUACCUUGUGAUACACAUGAUUGCGUGCAUGGGCAAUCGAAGGUUCGUGGAUAAUCGGUGGGUCCAGAGAUUUGUGCUACCCAGCCAGAACAGCUUUACGAUAAAGAACGUCAACUCAACCUAUGCAAGUGCCAUUUCAAUAGCAGUAGCUACUAGCAAGGCAAAAAAUCAGCCAUUGCCUAAGACAAUAUCGGAAAAGGUGUCCAAUUAACACAAGUUACUUACUACAUAUGUAUAUGCAUAUGUACAAAUAUGUAUGAAAGCUUGUAUAUAAUACAAACUGUUUACGUACAUUUACUCACUUAUUGCUUUGAUUAGUCUGCUGCAUUAAUCUAAGGAAUAUAUGUAUAAUUUGAUAAGCGUAGAAUGCGUGUAUUUACUGGCUUGCCUGCUUAAAAUAAAAUCCGUCAUAUGAAAUCUACAGGAUUUUUUUUCAAAAGUAUUAUUUAUCACAAUCCAUAAGUAAAAGUAGAUUGAUAUUUUGUAGAUAGAUACUCAAUUAACAACACUGUAAUUAAUUAUUUAAUGUUUACACACUCUUUAUUUAAUAACCAAAUACAGUUUUUAUGAGCAUAUAAUUAAAAAAAAUAAUUUGUUUAUAUUUAAACUUAAUAUAUUAUCCUGGUUAAGUUGCCCGCUUUUGUUUGUCGUGCAUCAGUUUAGCGCAUUCAUUCAUCUGCUGCUUGGUUGAUAUUAAAUGCUUCUGUAAAUAUCAGUGUGUGUAUUGUCAUUGCAAGCUUUGUCAUGUAAUCCAUAUUUAGUAAGUAAGUAGUUAAAGUCUUAAGUGAAUUCAUACCUAUAGAUUGUAUGAAGUGCUUUUUUAUAUACUUCCAUAAGUAUGUUAGUUGAUAUGAAAUAAAAUAAGUGUUGGUACUCUCAUAAGCUAACUCAUCCUUUCUGUAGAAAUAUUGUGGGCUGAUACAUAUAUACGUAUAUAAUUAAUUUGAAAACAAUCGUCUGACAAACAUUUUUGUAUUGUGAACAAUUGAUACACGCGAAGCAAAUUUGAUAAUUUCCAUGAGUACCUUUUCAUACAUAUAAGUACAUUAGGCUGCAUCAUCAAAAAAAGAUGCGGGCUUUCCUCCGGGAUUACAAAAUUUAUUAUUUAUUUGCAAAGAAAUAAAAGGCGUGAGAAAAUGCUUUUCGAAUAAUAUCUCGCAAGUCUAAAUCGGUAUAGUUUUGGCUGAGUUA